Molecule: messenger RNA, 666 nt
Organism: Glycine soja
Lineage: Eukaryota; Viridiplantae; Streptophyta; Magnoliopsida; Fabales; Fabaceae
Exons: 3
Coding region: 127-471 (114 amino acids)
Source: RefSeq, a predicted model, not a curated record
AAUAGGAUUUGCAUUGUUGCGAUCAAAUUCAACCCGUGUCGAAAUUACAGGACUACCACACAGCCUCUUAAUAAGCCUAUACCACACUGCCUCUUCUAUAAGAUCUCAACAUAUAUAGAAAAAAUUAUGUUUCACUCAAUCAAAACGGUUUUAACCUGUCCACAAGUUUCAUUCCCUGCACGGUCUCUCUCUUCCAACCUUGGUCGGGAAACUUGCGCAGUUAGAUUCUGCACUGACAGUGCUCGUAAGAUGGACAAGACUCAGAAGCCUAGUACUGAGGAAAAUAAACAAGGAGAUACGAUGUCUCAUUCAUUUGGGGAAGGGUACGCUACGAGGUCUGAUGAAGAAGGGUUUGGUGGAGUUUAUGGUGGAAACCAAUCGAAGCCUGAGAUGGACCCAGCUUAUGACAAGACGCAGGGAAGUGAGGUGAAGGAGAAGGAAAAAGCGAGGCACCAGACCAGCGCCAAUUAACGCUUAAUUAGGCUAUUAGUUAUGUGGAGGGGUUGUUUAUGCAUGUAACGUUCGUUCUAUAUCUCGUCCUUUUGUUGAUUUUUCCUUCCUGCAGCUCUUUUUUUUUUUUUUGUUUUUAACACAAAAAAAUUAAUGGACCAUGAUCGUUGUUACAUACUAUUAAUAGCAAAUGGAUAUUCAGCGAGUUUACAUAUA